CCUAUGUCUGUGUCAGACCCUUUAAGCACCAACUGAAUACGCAAUCAUAGAGGAGUCAUUAUUGAAAAGAUCCUCGUAUGCUGGUCUUGGCUAUCCACAUCUCUACAGCAUCUCAAAUUUCUCAGCAUAACAGACAUAUAUAUUCAUCUGUCCAUAUGGCCAAGAAAGCAAUCUAAGGUCAGACCAUUGGGUGAAAGAGCAAAAUGAGGUUCCUUGGUUGGAUGCACGAUAAACUUCGGCAAACGAAAGCUGAGCAUUUCAAGGAUUUUCCAAUAGGAAGCUGUUGUACUUGCCUUUCAGCACCAUCAUCACUCGAUGACAAGUUCUCCCCUGUAAGACCAAGUUCUGAAUCCAGAAUCAGGCACAACACUUUGAGUGAGCAUACCCAGAGACUCGAAGCCUAUUCCUGUGGGACUGAAAUUGCAGGUAUUGGUGUCACCAACGAAGGUGACACUGUUUUUCUCAGCUCUGACCUUUUCCAUGGCUUUUUAGCCAUUGGAACUCUUGGUUCAGAACAAAUCACCAGCAGCCCUGCAACACCAACAUUCCCCGCAUCUUUGGAGCAGGAUAACCUUGCAGAAGAAAAUAUAGAAGUGACAGAGAACGACCUGAAUCUCAUAAGAGAUGAGCUAGAAAAAUUUCUAGAGACUGAGGCAGAAGAAGUACAAGGUACUGAUGAUGCAUUGGCUAGAAGCAGUUAUGUUAGCAUUAUCACACUCAGUGGCAUGCAAGUAGAGGAAGCUGGAGGCAAUGAAAAGUCAACAGUAAGUCCACUGCAAGGUUAUCUAUUUGGGUCGUCCAUUGAAUUGCCAGAAACAAGAGCAGAAAAAAAUAAGGAAAAGUUAUCACUUGGAGAGAUUUUCCGCAGGACGAAACUUACUGAUGACGACACUCCAAUUGAGAUGCCUCCCAAGCAAGACAAAAAAUCUGUCAAACUCCUGCUCAAAAAGAUACUGAAGAAGAUUCAUGCUCCUCCAAGAAAAAGAACUUCUCAGGAUGAUGCUGACAAAACUAUCCCCACCAAGAAAAAAACUAACAAGGUGCUUAAGAUGUUCUGUCGAAAAGUGCACCCUGAGGACUCUACGGGUGCAAAACACUCAACCACAUCCUGGGUGGAGCGACUAAAGGCCAGGCAUGACACUAAUCCGAAGUACAGUUCAAUUCAAAGGACUGCCAAUUACGAGAACAGCUUGAAAGAGCCUGAGUUUGGUCUCAGUAGCAGCCAGUCUAGCGGAAAUACAGAGCACUGGAUUAGAACUGAUGCUGACUACUUAGUGCUGGAGCUUGAGCAAAGGAACUAAGACCAUCAAGAUGCAUCAGAUUGGGUUGUAUACUUGUAUUAAUCUGUGUGUUAUUAAGUAUUUGUUAGUGAUUGAGCUGUGAUGUACUGUACUAAAGUGAAUGGGAAGACAGGAGAGCAAGGACAUCCUUCCUCUUUAUAUUGUAAAAUAAAAAUGUUACGCUCGAGUUUAUAUGAAAAGCAAUUGUCAGGUGUGAUUCAGA
Messenger RNA from Linum tenue, 1503 nucleotides. The record is from the annotation of a GenBank genome assembly. Lineage: Eukaryota; Viridiplantae; Streptophyta; Magnoliopsida; Malpighiales; Linaceae.